AUGCAGAGCGCGUAUGCUUGUGCUGGAUCUCCUGGGUCCAGCCAUCCAACGGAGCCAGCCGCGGUCCUCGUCCGGGACACGCAGUCGUGUAUACCUCUCUCGCGGGUGCUCUCGGAAGGCGACCUCUUGUACAUCUUCACCCCGGUGGUCGCGCCUCAGGAGCCCAGUGGUGGCCCUCCUUCUGACCCCUUCGAGAUCUUUGGCAGAGCACUGGCAAAAUAUCACCCUUGGAUCCGCCACGUCCCGUACAACGCCCGUGAUAAGAUCACCCCGUACCACGCAACUCACAUCAACUUUGCGAGAGCCGUCAUCUUCGUCGUCUCUGGACCGCCGAGGCCGGGCCAGCCUUCCCAGCUCGAGCUGUCGGAAGUGACUCGGGCCAUCAGUGAGCCCCGGCCCCAUAUCAUCCUGGCCUGCUGCAGGUUGCCUGAGUUGCUCGAUGGAGGGGACGACCGGUAUCCCACCGUCAUCGAGAUACCCGGCUUUCGUCGCAAGGAGCUCGAGGCGGCGGCAGAGCUGCUCUUUAGGCGGCAUGUCUCACCAGCGAUAACGGCACCUCCUCCUGCUAGUAUCCAGCAGAUCGCUAGCUUCGCGCCGCGGAAGUGGGGGGUCGAGAUAUGGGAUGUCGGCAGGGACCUGGCGACGGUCCUGGAGCUCUGGUGUCAGUGCCUACCAGACUCCUUCCGCCUGGAUCGCUUCCGCCUGCAGUCCUUGCUGCAACGGGACGGCUAUGCGAUGCACUACGUGGUGCGUGAGGAGCGCACCAAGGAGCUCCUGGGGUUCUGCGCGACGUACACGACGUUCAUGGACGAUCAGGACUCGAGGCUCCUGGGGUCGCUAGCCGCCAUUAUUGUCAAACCUUCUUAUCGGCGGAGGGGAAUCGGGCUGAGCCUGCACGACCACGCGCUGCGCCAACUUUCCAGGAUACGAGGGGUCUGCCGACUCCAGCUCGGCAGCGCAUUCCCUCGGCUCCUGUACGGCGUGCCUAUGGAAUUUACCUCGGAGGACUGGUUCCGGCGCCGGGGCUGGAGGGUAGACGAGCAAGGGCCGGGAACCGGUCAGGAAGUGUGCGAUUGGCUUCUAGACUUUGACGACAGGCCCAUGAGCGAGUUCUCGUCGUCUAGACUGACGUUCAGAUCCUGCGAGAUUCACGAGUACAGCAAGGUUCUCCAGAUAGUGGCGAGGGAGUCGGUGCGCAGGGACAACAUGGGCUGGUACGAUCAGUACAGCCACCUGGACGGCACCAUGCACAUAAGCGAAGUCAUCCUCGGCCUGGAGGACGACAAGAUUGUGUCUACGGCGAUCACCUACAUUCCCAACCGUGGGAGCCCCAUCGCCGAUGAUCUGAUCUGGGCUGGAACGAUACCCGGCAACGUUGGCGGCGUGACAUGUAUUUGCAUUCUAGACGACAUGCUUCGAUUUACUACGCGUGAUUCUGUUAUAAUUCGGCUUCUGGACGCCUGUGUGCAGGUGCUUCGAAGUCAGGGCAUGGAGAGAAUGUUUCUGGAUGCAGUAAAAGGAGGCCAAGAAGGCUUCCAGUCUCUGGGCUUCCGCAAGUGGGCGAGAUAUAGAGAUGUAUGGCGUGAUGUGUGA
Messenger RNA from Thyridium curvatum, 1593 nucleotides. RefSeq lists its product as uncharacterized. Lineage: Eukaryota; Fungi; Ascomycota; Sordariomycetes; Thyridiales; Thyridiaceae. Bases 1 to 1593 code for a protein of 530 amino acids. The record is from RefSeq and is a predicted model, not a curated record. The transcript is spliced from 3 exons. Gene Ontology annotation, molecular function: acyltransferase activity, transferring groups other than amino-acyl groups.